Messenger RNA from Tetrahymena thermophila SB210, 1641 nucleotides. RefSeq lists its product as hypothetical. Lineage: Eukaryota; Ciliophora; Oligohymenophorea; Hymenostomatida; Tetrahymenidae. The transcript has 5 exons. The record is from RefSeq and is a predicted model, not a curated record.
AUGGCAGUAAAUAAAUAUCUUGAUUUGUAAGUUUGCAAAUAAAUAUUAUUUCUUAUAAUAAUUAUUGGCUAAGAUUGGCCUCUACUUUCUAAUAAUAAAUUUUACUUAAAUUUAUUAGUUAAAAUAUUAAUUAAAGGUUACAAGUUGAUUAUUUGCAAAUACAAAAUGUCUUCAUUAUCGCCUUUAGAUAGGUACCGCUUAGAGUUAUAAAACAAAUAAAAAGGAGUUUAAAUUUUUGAUUUAGAUGGCAAGCUAACUCCUGAAGCAAUUCAAAUAUGCAAAGAGAUAUAAAUAAAAUAAGAAGACUUAAUUCCGAAAACUAUAGAAUAGUUUAUGUAGCCAAAUUAAAGCUAAGAUGUAGCUCAAUUGCUGCUUAACCAUUAUGAAAAAAGAAGAUAAUAUAGAAUAAAGUAAAUAAAGAAAUUUAUCAUGCAAAGAGACAGAGAUGAUUAGUAUUUUAUGAGUCAUUAAGUUAGCCCAACUAAUAAUAAAUUAAAAAAUUUGAAAGAAUCAUCCAGUCCAAAGAGCACUGAAAGACAUAAAGAAAAGAGAGUGAAGGAAAUAAUUGAUCACAUGGAUUAUGAAUAAAAACUUAAAUUGGUGAGAAGACUUAUGAAAUAUGAAAAGCUAUAGCAUAUCAAGCAAGAGAAAGAGUAAAUGGAAAAAGAAAGACUUGAAUAAAUUGAAAAUGAAAGAGUUGAAAAAGAAAAAAAAUUUGAAGAGCAGAUAAAAAUUAAUGAGAAAAAAAAGAAAGAAGAAUAGGAGAAACUGCAUAAAAAAGCUGAAAAUUAAAAAUAAGUGCAAGAACACAUUAAAAAUUUGCAAGAGCAGCAAAUCGAGGAAAGGUCUAGGUUGUAAAAUACUUUCUUUUAGGAUAUUAGUGAAAAAAUAGAAAAAGACAAAGCAAAAGAAUAAGAAAUAUCAAAAAGGAAUUACCAUUUGUAUCUACAAAGAAGUGGUGAAUAACGUAAAAGAGAAUUUAAUUAAAGAAAGCUGCAAGAAUUAUGGUUAUAACAAUCAAAUAUGUCAUUUAAUUCUAUUGUAAAUGACAUCAACACUAAAAAUAUUAAAAAAAAUAACUAAAUUUUGGAUAGGAUUCGCUCUCAUUCUACCAAAAAUGAAUAUUGGAAGGAAGUUAUCCAAAAAAAUCAAUAAUAAAAUUGGGAAAUAGAUUUAAUGAAUAAAUCUGUUUGUAUGGAAAGAUUUAUUGCAGCCAAAGUAGCUUCUCCAAGAUUGAGAGACUUUUCCAUACUCUCAAAGAAAAGAGAAGAAAUGCAGUCUAGUGCAUAGAAAAGGAGGGAAGACAUGGGUAAGCAGGAUCUAAUUAAAAGAGAUGAAAUGUUGAUAACUUUAAGAUCUAAAAUGCAGUCUGCAGAUAAAUCCAGAUAUAACUCCAAUAUAGUUUAAUGCCAAAAGAAUAAUAUACAAAAACAAUUCUAAAGGGACGAUGUAGUUGAGAAUCUCAAAUUCCACUAAUUUUCUAUUAGAUGUUAACGUGAGAAAGAAAUAAGAAGAACUAAAUAUAAGACAAUUAUGGCUGAAAAAAAGAAGAAGCUAAAAGAAGAUAUUUUGUACGUUACUAACUAAGGAAUAAAAGACAUAUCUUCAUAAUUAAGAUCACAUGAAUUAGUUAAUCAUUGA